GCAAGACGCCAGCAGCGCCAAAGCAUUCGCGACUGCCAUGGCCUGAGCCGUGACAGCACGACUUGAGUUUAUGGCUUGGUGCUCUGAUUGUACACGUGCAGACGCGCUCUCCACAUCGGAGGUCUUCGGUGAUGGAACCCCAGUGGCGUCCAAGAAUUUGCCAAUAGCCAGCUUGCCGGUGGAUCGGAAGGAGCCUCGCACGAAUUCCAAGCAGCCGCCCACGAUCCUGGAUGAUUUGUGGCAUGUGCCGCCCAGCCACGAUCUGCUGCGGCUGGAAGAUGAAGACCUGGGUGACGUCAUGUCAGCCCAAGAGCUGAUGGCGAUAGUGCGCACAGCCACUCUGCGGCCCUCCCCCUCGCAGAUCAGACCUACGCGCCGGCAGCGCAGAUGCAGCUUCUUCGGGCUCUGCCUGGAGGCAGAGAAAGCGGAGCGCUGGAAUGCAGCUCUUUGGAGCGGCCUUUUGCUAUUUCUGUCCGCUUUAGUCCUCUUGACCGUCGCCUUUGUUGUGGUCAUUGUCGUGGUCGGAAACCAGGUCGGUGAUGAGCUGACAAAAGAAGCUCGAGAAGACUGGGUAGGAACUCCGGACAACUUGGUGGAUGCGAUGCGGAGCCAGUGCGUGGAGUUGCAGAGACAGGCCCUGCCCUUCAUGGACCUCAUCGAGGGCUACAACCGCCAGCGGGGCUUCCGCAAGGUGAGCUUCGUCACGCGGCGCGAGACCCAGGCCCAGGCCUGGUGCUUGCCAAGCCAAGGCCCAGCGAGAGUGGUCAUCGUGCAUGGACGGAAGCUGAAUGGGCUGAGCAGUUCCGCGCAAGCUGCGGGCUAUUUUCUGCGACUGAUGAAUGUCAGCGCCCUCAUAGUGUCCGACCUGACUGCGGCGCGAGAUAACCUGAGCGACUGGUUGGCGGACGAUCUCACGGUGCUGGGUGCAUGGGACUACGCGGUCUCUGAUCCAGAUGGUUUUCUGGGAGGUCCAGUGGAUCCACAGCAGGUUGCAGUGAUGGGCUUCGACUUCGGGGGCUUCAGCGCGCAGCGCGCUUUCGGUUUGGAGCCCCGGAUCCCGGCGCUGCUGCUGGAUGGCGUCGUCCACGACUUCCAGGCGCUACUGGCAGCAGAGGUUCGUGCCAUCGGCUGGGACUUUUUGCAAGGACUGCUUCAGAUGCAGGUGACCAGCCGUUGCGAGCUGAACUUGCAGCGCGCCAUCAGCCAGGUCGGUGACCUGGCAACGGGCUGGGCCGCCCGUGGUGGCAACACCUCCUAUAUUGGCAUGAUCCGCUCCAACGAGGACCGAGUUAUUCAUUCGGGUGCCGAGCAGUCGGAGGCGCUGCUGAGAAGUCUGCAGAGCAGCCUGGGAUCUGAUAAGCUCUUGCUGAACUGGGCCACAGCGUUCUCGGGGCCCAGCAGCCGCGUGUGCUGGGAGCAUCGAGCCCUCCACUUGUCGAAGACCCGGGAGUAUCAGCAGCAGCUCUGCGGCUUCUUCUCCACGGCCCUGGGCCUCUCGGUGGACUGCGUGGCCGCCGGGGCGCCGCUGGCGCUGCUGUGACUGGCCCUCGCUGGCCGCAAGCGAAGAUCUUCGUGGCAGUUUUAGGCCCCGCGACCCGCCGUGCGGCGGAUUUUUGGGAUGCCGCGGAGGCAAAUUCGCGACACUGGGUAGGGUUUUGUGUGGAGGCA
Molecule: messenger RNA, 1668 nt
Organism: Effrenium voratum
Lineage: Eukaryota; Dinophyceae; Suessiales; Symbiodiniaceae
Source: the annotation of a GenBank genome assembly